AUAAAAAUACAACAGACACACACACGCGCAUUUUUUGUAAAGGGAAUCCCUCUUUUUCUCCUGGAUUUGUGGAUGCACCGAUGAGAGAUCCAGCCUUCCCAGGGACUGCCAUGGCUUACCACCCCUUCCACGCACCCCGGCCGGCUGACUUCCCCAUGUCCGCUUUCCUCGCAGCCGCCCAGCCGUCCUUUUUCCCGGCUCUGGCUCUGCCUCCGGCGGCGCUGGCGAAGCCCAUGCCGGACCCGGGGCUGGCCGGGGCGGCCGAGGCCGGGCUGCACGUCUCGGCCCUGGGACACCACCACCAAGCCGCCCAUCUGCGCUCGCUCAAGAGCCUGGAGCCCGAGGAGGAGGUCGAGGACGACCCCAAAGUAACGCUGGAAGCCAAAGAGCUCUGGGACCAGUUUCACAAGCUGGGCACCGAGAUGGUGAUCACCAAGUCCGGGAGGAGGAUGUUCCCCCCGUUCAAGGUGCGGGUGAGCGGCCUGGACAAGAAGGCCAAGUACAUUUUGCUGAUGGAUAUAGUGGCGGCCGACGAUUGCCGGUACAAGUUCCACAACUCCCGCUGGAUGGUGGCCGGCAAGGCCGACCCGGAGAUGCCCAAGCGCAUGUACAUCCACCCCGACAGCCCGGCCACGGGGGAGCAGUGGAUGGCCAAACCUGUUGCCUUUCACAAGCUGAAGCUCACCAACAACAUCUCGGACAAGCACGGCUUUACCAUCCUGAACUCCAUGCACAAGUACCAGCCCAGGUUCCACAUAGUCCGGGCCAACGACAUCCUCAAGCUGCCCUACAGCACCUUCCGCACCUACGUGUUCCCCGAGACCGACUUCAUCGCCGUCACUGCCUACCAGAACGACAAGAUCACCCAGCUGAAAAUCGAUAACAACCCCUUCGCCAAGGGCUUUCGGGACACGGGCAAUGGCCGGCGGGAGAAGAGGAAGCAGCUCUCGCUGCCGUCCCUGCGGAUGUACGAGGAGCCCUGCAAGCCCGAUCGUGACGGCGGGGAGUCGGACGCCUCCUCCUGCGAGCCCUCGGCCGUGCGCGACGCCCUCCACUCGCCCGUGGGUGCCCUCCCCAGCCCCCUGCGCCUCAAGGGCAGCGGCAGAGAGGAGAAGCCGGGGGCCGACAGUGAUGCGGAGGUGGAGAAGGUGCCCGAGGAGCGGCCGGUGGCAGCCGCCAGCCCCAGCGGGGAGGACGCGACGCCCCGCGGCAGCCCCCGGUGCCUGGAGGAGCGGGGCAAGGAGAGGCACAGCCCGGAGAAGGUCAAGGAUGGCGCAUCCCCCCGGGAGGGUCCCGGCGAGGGCCUGUUCGGCACACGGGGCCUGGAGAAGGACAAGGUGGAAGGACGGAGGAAAGAGACGGAGCCGGGCAAGAAGGACACGGAGGGCAGUGGGCUGGGCAAGGAGGCCUUCGCCCCGCUGAUGGUGCACACGGACAGCCCCCCGCACCUCAGCGCCGGGCACCUGCAGAGCCUGGCGCUCUCCGGCCUCCAUGGGCAGCAGUUCUUCAGCCCGCUGGGCGCUGGGCAGCCCCUCUUCAUCCACCCGGGACAGUUCGCCAUGGCCCCCGGCGCCUUCUCUGCCAUGGGCAUGGGACACUUGCUGGCCUCGGUGACCGGUGGGGGCAGCCUGGAGAAUGGAGCCCUCUCGUCUGCCCCGGGCGCGGCAGGGACGGCCACCCCCUUCCCUUUCCACCUCUCCCAGCACAUGUUGGCCUCUCAGGGAAUCCCGAUGCCCACCUUCGGCGGACUCUUCCCCUACCCCUACACCUACAUGGCGGCGGCAGCGGCGGCCGCCUCGGCCAUGCCGGCCACCAGCGCCGCGGCCGCGGGGCCGCUGUCCCGCAACCCCUUCCUGGGCAGCAGCCGCCCCCGCCUGCGCUUCAGCCCCUACCAGCUCCCGGUCACCAUCCCGCCCAGCACCAACCUGCUGACCACCGGCCUCCCCGCCAGCCUCAACCCCGGCUCCGAGGGCUCCAAGGCCGGCAGCAGCCGCGAAUCCAGCCCCCUCCCCGAGGUGCCCCUGCACAAGGGGGGCAGCCAGCGCCCCGCCGCCUCCCCCAAGGGCUCCCUGAAGGAGUCCCUCAAUGAACUGCAGAACAUCCAGAGACUGGUGAGCGGGCUGGAGAGCCAGCGGGAGCUGUCACCCGGCAGAGAGUCCCCCAAGUGACCGACGGGGCGGGCGGCGAGCCCUCCCGGCGGGGCGGAAAGCACUGGUAUUUUGUACAGCACAGUAUAAAUAUUUAUUGUGGAGCGAGGGGUGGGCGCGGACAGGGAGCGGAGUGCUGGAGCAAAGGGAUGGACCCCGCCGGCCAAGCGGACCCACCACCCCAGAGCCAGGAGGGAGCGGUCGGAGCGCGGGGCUCACCCGCCCCUUCAGCUGUGGGGCUGGGAGCGGCUCCCCCCGCUCCAGCGAGGCCACGGAGCCCCCAGGACACCCCGUUUCCCCGUUCUGGGCACUGGGCAGCUCGAGGGGGGGUAACAAGCCCACAUGGAGACACCUGAUGGAUGGGGCAACCCCAACCCCAGCCCCAGCCCCGAUCCCGGGCAGGUGAGAGGGGCCAAACCCUCAUCUGUGCAAGGGGAGGAGGAAGGAAAAAAUAAUUUAAAAAGUAAGGAGAAAAAAAAAAAAGAUAUAAGAAACAGAAGAUGGAAAACAAGCCGCCUCGGCAGCCACCGCGCAGAGCGGGCACGGUGGGGGAGCCUCGUGGGUACCUGGGCAGAUAUUUAUGAAAUAAAUGGUAAUUUGUGUAAAUAAGCUAUAAGGAUCCCAGAAUAUGCAAAUUGGUAUUAAUUUAUUCAGAGUUGUACAUUGGUGUGUACAUAAUAUUUAGAGUUUAACUCAUCGCAUUUAAGGUUUUUUUUUCUUUUUUUUUUCAUUUUACAUGAACAUAUAUAUUGUAAAUGAAAACUAUUUAGCUCUUUGUGAUUGAAGGAGAUAUCGGUUUCUCUAACUGUGUUUUAAAAUAUUGUUUAUCCCGCCUGUUCUCUAGGACAAUCAUGUGCCACCAGUAAAACGAUUUUUGGAGUCAUUGAAACUAAGAGUUCAAUCCUUUAAUGGACUUUUGCAAGAAAAAAGAAAAAAAAAACAGCAAAUCCAAAACUUAACUAAAAUAUCGCUACAGUGCGGGGUAUAGAGAAUGCAGGAAUAAACCUCAGGUUUUUAUUUUUCACUCCAGAACAAAAAAAAAAAAAAAGUAUAAUAAAUUUAAAUAUCACAGGACUGUGCUCUAUAUUUGUUUUAAAAUAAAAAAGAUACAUGAUUUGCAACGUGCUGGUUACUCGGGUAUCUGUCUGUUCGGUUUUGAUGAAU
Pipra filicauda (Wire-tailed manakin) is the source of this 3311-nucleotide messenger RNA. RefSeq names its product T-box transcription factor 2 (gene TBX2). Bases 81 to 2168 code for a protein of 695 amino acids. Lineage: Eukaryota; Metazoa; Chordata; Aves; Passeriformes; Pipridae. Gene Ontology annotation, biological process: regulation of transcription by RNA polymerase II; cell fate specification; positive regulation of DNA-templated transcription. The record is from RefSeq and is a predicted model, not a curated record. Gene Ontology annotation, cellular component: nucleus. Gene Ontology annotation, molecular function: DNA-binding transcription factor activity, RNA polymerase II-specific; RNA polymerase II cis-regulatory region sequence-specific DNA binding. The transcript is spliced from 7 exons.